UUUGUGGCCUUAAAAAACAAUAUUUCAAAUUAUAUCCCGCAGUACAACAGUUUUUUCCCCCUAAUGAUUUGGUAUGUUCUCUCCUUUUUCUCUUGGCUAUGAAAAACUGUGUGCAUAUCACUGUAUUAGUGCAGCCUUCAUUCAUUGUUUCUCCAUUCAUUGUUUUUAUAGCACAUUAAUUGAACCAAAGCUGAAAUAGAAAGAGUAAAGUAGGCUACAAUAAAAUAAGUACAGAUGUCAAGUUGUUUUAAGUUGUUUUAAAUUCAGUGAAAUGCAGACACACAUAAGUAGGCCAAGAGCCUAAUUACUUGAUAAUGACAGCCAUUGUUAGGCUACUGCUAUUCAGAUUCCACACAUUAAAUGGCUGAUUAGCUGGCCAUUGCAUUUUAUCUUUUGCAAACUGGUUUAAAGACAGCAUUUAUUGAUGCUGAGUUUUGUGGACCCAUUGUAUUUGUGGCCUUAAAAAACAAUAUUUCAUUUUUUAUCCUGCAGUACAACACAGUUUUUUCCCCUAAUGACUUGGUAUGUUCUCUCCUUGUUUCUCUUGGCUAUGAAAAACUGAGCAUAUCACUGUAUUAGUGCAGCCCACAGACCUAAAGUAAACUAUACUGGCAGUCGGUCACGUGGUACCGGAAUCUGCGGCCGCCAUUUUUGGCUACCCCAGACUUUACUCCAGACUUUCACAGCAAACUGUUAUUGCUGUGUAGCCUAUAAAAAAUCGGCAUGCAAUGUGAAAAUCCCUCCGAAAAUAAAUAAAAUACUGUUAAACAACUCACAGCUGAGUUAGUCUGGGAUAAGAUGGCGUCCAGUUUCCACCUAGUGUUUAGAACAGGCGCUGCCAGUCUAGUUCAUUUUAGGUCUGUGGUGCAGCCUUCAUUCAUUGUUUCUCCAUUCAUUGUUUUUAUAGCACAUUAAUUGAACCAAAGCUGAAAUAGAAAGAGUAAAGUAUGCUACAAUAAAAUAAGUAUAUAUGUCACAAGUUGUAUUAAGUCAAGUAGACUACAAUAAAAAAUAAAAUGUAGAUGUCUCAAUAAGUAUUCCAAACUGAGUUUUAAAUUCACACAAAAAACUAGACCAAGAGCAAUUAAGCUUAGCCUACUUGCUAAUGACAGUCAUUCAGAGGCACAUGAAAUGGCUGGGCUAUUAAAGCCAUUGUGUGUGCAUUCUGGCUUUUGGAAACUGGUUCAACCAGUUUUUGUUUUUGUAACUGACAAAGCUGCUACAGCAACACUUUGCAAAUUCAAUACAUUGCCAUAUAACUCAUGAGUUAACGUACACAAUGGCAUAUUAUUGUAGCAGUGGACUGAAAUUAUUAAUCUACAAAAUAUGCGGUAUGCCUUUAAGACUGCCUCGCGUGUGUGUGAUGUCACGUCCUGUAAUAGCUAUGGUUAGAGAGCUCACUGGAAAUGAGAGGACAACUGGAUGUUUACGUUUUUGCAGAGGUUUUUUUUUUUCCCCUGUACACUAAACGAAAAGUCUAAUGGCACAGCAAUUCAGCAUGCAUCUAUUUGAAAACGUUUCACCUUACGCCUACAGCAAGAUCAACUGAAGGUUGCCUGACGUGGUGGGGGUGUGGCUGUGAAGACAUGGAUAAUUGGGUUGAUCGCAAUGAACAGAAUCAAUUGCUGCUAUCUUCGGAUGCAGAGAGCACCUUUUGCUUCAACAACUUCUACUUUGACAACAAAGCUUUGGAUUCUACUUGACUACACGACUGGGAUUCACUCUUGAAAAGGUACACAUUGUUUGCAUGGUAUUGCAUUGCAGCCAAUGAGUUCAAAGAGGUUGGCCAGACAGAUCUACACAAAGGAAUGGAAGAGGGCGCGGCGAGAGGUGUUGAAUGUGCGAGCACUGGUGCGUGCCCAGCUGGAUGCAGGAGAUGCAGCAAACAGGGCAGAGGAGUCUGCGUGAGAUGCAGCAAGCAGGGAAGAGCAGGCUGCGCGAGAUGCAGCAAGGACAGGCCAGGCUCUGCAAGAAGCAGAGCAACAACAUAAUGGACCUCAACACAUGCCAGAGAUACAACCGGCGGAGAUUGAAGAACAGCCUGAGUUCAUGGCAGAGCCAACAAGUUCGUUCAGCAGCUCGGAGCAGGACAGCAGCAGUCCCUCAACCCAUGUCAGUCCAGCACCCAGCCGUCGGACAUUGGAAGAGUCGUACAUUGAGGAACAAACAUCAUCCGACCCAGUUGAGGGAAUGACCCAUGGCGAAGAGGAGGGGGCUUCAGGCAUGGCUGCCGUAAUAAGGCUCCUGGAGGAACGAAAGAGGCUCCUAUUGAGGACGACGGAUGACACAAAAAGAACCAUGGAAGAGCACAUGGGGCGAAUGACUAGGAGAAUGGAGGCUAUGGAGAGGAGGAUGGAGGCUAUGGAAAGGAGGAUGGAGGGUAUGGAGAAGAAGUCAGAGACAUUGGAGGCUGCUGUGGUCUCGAACCCGCCUCAGCCUCCUCUGCAGGAAGAUGUGCUGUUGGGCCUAUGCAGCACAGUGGAGGAGCUAGACAGGAGUCUGGCUCAACCAGAAAGAAGGAACCAAAUGAAACGUUUCCUUGAAAGCCUGGGAGGGGCGAAUCCGGGGGCAGCCAUUCGUCGCAUUCUACGCCAGGUGGCUACCAACAAUGUCCUGGCGCAGUACAGCCUGAGGGGGAGGAGAGCAAAAAAGCCUUUCCAGAACUUAACCCUUUGCAAAAUUAUAACGGAGGCCUGCAUGCAGAACUUCCCUGGCAAGAAGGUAGCUGAUAUUGAGGAGUGCAUUGGGCAUGCACUGAAGUUUGCACCACACAGACGGUCAGCUGGUCCUCAAGAUUGAAGACGUACACCAACUUCUAUGCACACGCACCCGUUUUUGGCAUUUCUAAAAUUUUUCUUAUUUUUUGCCUUUAUUGUAUUUUAUUAAGAAAUAGUUUUCAUAAUUGUCUAUAGUUGUCAGAUGUUUUAUAAUGUAUAAUAAUGUUGCACUGUGUUGCUGAUGUCCUUA
Neoarius graeffei (lesser salmon catfish) is the source of this 2967-nucleotide messenger RNA. RefSeq lists its product as uncharacterized. The transcript has 9 exons. Lineage: Eukaryota; Metazoa; Chordata; Actinopteri; Siluriformes; Ariidae. The record is from RefSeq and is a predicted model, not a curated record. The coding region runs from base 2005 to 2799 and encodes 264 amino acids.